GAUGCACACGUGGGCGGAGGAUUGGAGAAACCGAUUACCUGCAACUUCGAUAAGAACCAGUGUUAUAUGAAGAUUGAUACUUUUGAGUCAACAAUGAUCUACACAAUGCACUCACCCUAUGAGCUUGCGAUAUUCGAUAUACACUUCUCUACGCUGGGUGAAACUGACGAGAUAAUCGCUUCGUACGUUGUGCAGGAGACUGUCGCCAGCGACAGCCUGAAGGAUUUAACCAUAAAACAACGCAACUGUAUUUUCUAUGACGAACGCCAUGAUGGUUACAAGUCCUAUAGCUAUAAUCUAUGCGUGAUGCGCUGCCGGGCAGCCAGGGCAUUGGAAUUGUGUAAUUGCAAGCCACAUUUCUAUCCGUUUGUUGAUGGUCCAACUUGCACGAUCGAUGGACUGCUGUGCCUGGCAAGUCAUCCCAGCUGGUUUAGGAAGCAGUCCUGCAGUUGCCUGAAACCAUGUACCGAAACUGUGUUCAUUGAAGUUGGCUCAAGCAAAAGCCAGUGGGUUGCUGUGGAGGGAAUCCUAUUCAAGCAGAAGGCAUCGUUUCGAUGGGAAGUGCUGCAACCAAAAACACGAUUCAGAAGGGAUGUGGUAUUCAGCUUCGAAGAUUUGCUCGUUUCAUUUGCAGGUGGAGUCUCGUUGUUCAUCGGAAACAAUCUAUUUACUCUAGCUCAGCUGGUUGAGUUUGUGAUGAUGGAAAGCAUAGCGAGAAUUCUCAUGUUAAUCAGAUAACGGAUAUGUCAAAAAUAAUUACAAUUAUAGCACGUUUUACUAUGAAUCAUCAACAAAAAUGAAGAGAAUAACUUAUGAGAGUUUUAUACAAGCAUAAAACAUUAGGUUGGCACACUUCUUGAUACGUGCGUUACGUUGAUAACUGUCACUUGUUUUAUGUUUAGUUUAAUUUGCUUAAUUUCAUCAUUGAUUAACAACUGAACAAAGCCUGCGAAUUUUAUUGAUUAUUUACGAAAACCAUGGUUCAGAUCGAGAAAUUCAUCGCGCCCUUCGUCCAUUGUAUGAUCGACAUAAUCCAUCAGAGCAAUUAACUCGAGCAACCAAACAUCGUUUGCGCACCACUUUCACUCUACAGGAUAACACGCACCGUCAGAUGUAUCAGCGCGCUUGGUGCGCAUUAUGGGCCGAUGGAUUCAUUGGUUCAAUCAGUCCUUCUAAAAUAAUACUGGCCAGAACGUAACAGUUAAUGGAGACCGCUACAAGGUCAUAAUCAACCACUUUUUUGUUCCACAACAACAAGUCUCCUUGAUGAGGAGGAGCUAUAGUUUCAACAAUACGAUGCAACAUGCUACACCGAACGUACCACAAUUCAUUUAUUGAAAGAAACGAAAGAAAAAAUUUAUGGAAGUAAGCAAAGGCUACUAUUUUACGCAACCCUUGGAGUGCACACCUUUUUAUAUGAACCUUGUGUUUAUUUUGU
Toxorhynchites rutilus septentrionalis is the source of this 1438-nucleotide messenger RNA. Its product is annotated as sodium channel protein Nach-like. Gene Ontology annotation, molecular function: ligand-gated sodium channel activity. NCBI's taxonomy places the organism in Eukaryota, Metazoa, Arthropoda, Insecta, Diptera, Culicidae. Gene Ontology annotation, biological process: sodium ion transmembrane transport. Bases 67 to 738 code for a protein of 223 amino acids. The record is from RefSeq and is a predicted model, not a curated record. The transcript has 7 exons. Gene Ontology annotation, cellular component: membrane.